Messenger RNA from Zophobas morio, 1539 nucleotides. It is a transcript of the gene Rad17, whose product is annotated as cell cycle checkpoint protein RAD17. Gene Ontology annotation, molecular function: DNA clamp loader activity; chromatin binding. The record is from RefSeq and is a predicted model, not a curated record. Gene Ontology annotation, biological process: mitotic DNA replication checkpoint signaling; DNA repair; DNA damage checkpoint signaling. Bases 102 to 1511 code for a protein of 469 amino acids. NCBI's taxonomy places the organism in Eukaryota, Metazoa, Arthropoda, Insecta, Coleoptera, Tenebrionidae. The transcript has 6 exons.
UUGUUCGUAGUUGGUAGCAAUGACUGUCACUCGGAGACUUGUCAAUUUCAAAACUUAUAAGGUUAUAAUUAUUUGUUUGUUGUUUGUUUGAAAACAGGAAAAUGAAGAAAGGCGCAAAAAAGUGGUUAGGUCUUCAAUUUGACUUUGAAGAAAACUCAAAGACAAUUCCAUCUACAAAUUGUACCACAGUUGAAGUAAAGAAAUCCAAAAGUGACUUGUCUGCACUAAAGAAACGCACUUUUAAUUUCCAACUUCACUUGAAGCCUAAAAUUGUGACAGAUCUGGCGGUUCAUUCCAAAAAAAUUGGCGAAGUGGAAUCUUGGUUACAACUGAAUGUCAUUAACAGACCAAAGAACUCUGUAUGCAAUCAGACUGCGAGUUUCUUGCUGAUUUGUGGCCCCACGGGGUCCGGAAAAACCGCCACCAUUCAAGUUCUGUGCAAAAAACUGGGUAUUGAUAUUUCAGAGUGGACAAACCCUGUGGACCAGGAGUUUGACUUCUACAGGGGAGUGAACCAAGUUACAGGGUUUACUGAGUUUUUGACUGAGUCCAAGUGGAACUCUUUGUUUUCUGUCAGUGAUAAAAAAAUUAUUUUGGUUGAAGAUUUUCCAAAUGCUUUGGUGAGGAAAUCUGAGGAUUUUGGCGCCGUUUUAGAGGAGUGUUAUUACAAAGGGAAUUACCCUAUUGUUUUUAUUUGCACUGAUUCUAAUGACAGUAAGAUGAAUUUAUCAGAGAAAUUGUUUACUCAAGAUUUAAGAAAUAAAUAUAAAAUAGUGGAAAUAAGUUUUAACGCAUGUGCCAUGACAUUGUUACGAAAUGCGCUCAAAAGAGCCCACAAUCUUGUCCAAGACAACUUAGACUUAUUUAAAACACCGUCACCAGAGACAGUUAAUGCGAUAAUAGCGACUUCAAUGGGUGACAUUAAAUGUGCCAUAAACCAGUAUUACUUUGCCAGUUUAUUAGGAACUGCAGAUUUGCCCACCGUAUCAACCAAAAAACCCCAGAAAACUGGUACCAAAAGAAAACGUACGGAAACCUCUUCCUCAGUCCAGUCAAUGUCCAGGGAUCAAACUUUAGGCCUAUUUCACGGCGUCGGCAAGGUCCUAAACCCCAAACGCGUCGAAACUGGGGGCUCCUGGCGCCUAAAUUGCGACCUCCAAAAACUAAUUGACGAAUUUAGCACGCAACCGACGUCUUUCAUCGCUUUUCUUUUUGAAAAUUAUGUAAAAUAUUACGGAAAUUUGGACGAUGUUUGUGCAGCAGCUGAAAUUUUGAGUUUAUCACAAACUUUUCUUGAAAAAUGGGUGGAUAGACAGGAUGUUUUGCCAUUCUCGUUGUGGGUUGCGGUGAUGGGUUUGAUGAUUCAUAAUGAACAUAGAGUGAUGAAGUGGACGCCGAUAACGGGACCAAAAAAAACACAAAAAAAGGUGUCUGAGAGGGACGUUACUGAUUUGUACUACCGCAAUAUAAUUAACAACGUUGAAAAUUCCCGAUUUGAUGUUACAGUGUGAUUUUCUAAUAAAAGUUUGGGUGUUUUUA